AGCUAUCUAGUAUCUAUGCUCAGUAUGCUGAUCGCUGACAGCUGGUGAGAUAUUCAAAUCAAGCCAUGUCCUCCAGCUUCUGUGUUGUUUUUCUCUUCUCUUACCUUUCUCUUGCUUUCUCUCAAUCUGUGACAGUAGAGACAGAGGCCAGAGCUAUUGCUGACAUUAAUGCUUUCAUUGCUAACAACACCAACACUGGGAAUCAACCUGAAAUUAAUAAUCCAGCUGCUAAACUAGUCCGUCUUGCCUUUCAUGAUUGCCCAGGUGGAUGUGAUGGCUGCCUCAACUUUGAGAAUCCUGAAAACAAUGGACUAAUGGAGACAUACACUAUUAUCAAUGGGAUAUUUGAUCGUAAUGGCUAUGCAGCAGAGGGAAUGUCACGAGCUGAUUUUGUUGCUUUAGCUGGUGUCAUUGCAAUAGAAGCUGCAUCAAUGCGGCAAGACUGUAGAAUGAUGCCACCUAAUUCAACCUGUCCACUUGUUCCUACUAUGACACUCAAAUAUGGUCGCAGAGACUGCCAAACGUCUCCAAGAACAGAUGAUAUUGAACCAUUUCCAGUUGCUCAUGGCGACCUGAGUCACGUACUGAUGUACUUUCGGGAUAACAUGAACAUGAGCACUCGUGAGACUGUAGCCAUUAUAGGAGCCCACAGUCUGGGGACUACCAGACUACAGAACAGUGGGUUUAGAGGCCCUUGGGCUCCACCGACUGAUAGGUUUGAUAAUGGGUUCUAUCGUAUUUUAUUUGGUGGUGGUAAUGCAAGGUGGAUGCAAGAGGAGGUCAACGACACUCGUAGCUCAGUGUUCCCUGAUUCAAGAUACCAAUGGACUAGGCCUGGCCCUGGUAAUGGUGGACCUGGUCCUGGUAAUGGUGGUGGACCUGUUAUCAUGUUGAACAGUGACAUGGCUUUACUGAGGGACAUUGAUCCUGAUUCUGAUGGACGUGAGUCUAAUGCUUCUUGUCGAAUGAACUCAAACAAUUGUGAAGAAUCAAUGCUCACCUUUAACAUGGUGAGGGAGUUUGCCAUGAACAACAGUGCAUUCAUAGAGGCAUUUGGACCCGCCUUCCAGAAACUAAUAGAAACUGGUUACCAUGGGACUAAUGCUCUUUAUACUGCAGAAGAAGUUGUUCCUACAUCAUCAUCACCUAUGCCAACCCCUACUGAGUCAUCCACUCCUAGUGCUGGUGUUGGCUUGAAAGCAGUUCUGCUACUCACUCUAUCUCUCUUUGUACUAGCUGUCUUUGCUUGAACAGUUAGUAUUUGAUCAAAAAGAUGCUGACUUUAUUCUAGUAUGCUAGAUUUUAUUACUGCGUCUAAUCAUGUCCUCAUUUAAUUUUUAGCUUGUUUUUAGUAAAGAGUACCAUUAUUUAUCAUAA
Amphimedon queenslandica is the source of this 1377-nucleotide messenger RNA. RefSeq names its product putative ascorbate peroxidase. The record is from RefSeq and is a predicted model, not a curated record. NCBI's taxonomy places the organism in Eukaryota, Metazoa, Porifera, Demospongiae, Haplosclerida, Niphatidae. The transcript has 3 exons. Gene Ontology annotation, biological process: response to reactive oxygen species; cellular response to oxidative stress; hydrogen peroxide catabolic process. Bases 66 to 1250 code for a protein of 394 amino acids. Gene Ontology annotation, molecular function: peroxidase activity; heme binding.